GAGUCCAAGUUAACCCACAUUCUAAGAGGUAAUCCAGAAUUUAUGGAACAGUUAAGUUUGUGCUUGGACCGGGAUGUGAGAUUGAUACCUAAUUGGAAACAUUUAGCAUCAAAGCUGGAAGUUGAAGUGGAUGUCAUAAAACGAUUAGAACAGUACGGUGACUUCAGUCCUACAGUUCGAUUAUUUUCUUUUCUUGAGACCUCGAAACCAGAUUUGACGAUUAAGGAGCUAAAAGAGACCAUGUUGGAGAUCGGGAGAAACGACCUACUUAGUUUACUGACCACAGAAGGUAACAAAAAAAUAAUCAUAGUCAAAUGUAAGGCUAUUCUGUCUGUGUCAUCAUUUAAGGGGACUUACUGACGAGGGACUUUCGGAGAGAUUGUGCUCCUCUUAAGGAGCUCUAUAAAGGCAGAAUUUGAUACUGCUUGGUGAAACAGCUUGUUAGUGUUGUGUUUGCUUCUUAGGGACGGUGUUGUCUCAUGUAUGACUCAUUUGUGAACUGUCCAAAGUACACGGAUUGUGGACAGCUUAAAACUAGGUUUUGAAGGACUAAUCUUUCGGUUGAAUAGUGCAGUCCUUGACCAGCUACAUGACAUAGGAAGCGCGUGUCAUGAGAAACACUGCAUGAAAGUGAAUUAUGAGUUGUUCUGUUUGUUGUUUUAUAUCAUGUCUUUUUUCAUUGCCUUGAUGUCCUUAAUGAUUUUAUAAUUCCGCUGUCUAUAAUUAUUAUAUUUAUUAGGUGAUUGUACUGACUCUGAGAAAGUUAUCGAUGUAAUUACUAAACCAAGUAAAGCUCCUUCACCCAGAGCUGGUAUUUUGGACGAACUUGCCUUGGCUCUGGAUGGGCGGUCACUGGUUUUGUCAAACUGGUACACCUUGGCGAUUAAACUAGGCGUCCAAAGAAUCACAUGCUGGACGUUGGAAAGACGAUCCGCAGAAAAUCCUACCGGCAGACUGUUCCAGUAUUUGGCUACCAGUUGCCCACAAUUGACACUUAGAAGUCUCAAGGAAGCUCUGGAUUCUAUUGAGAGGAGGGAUUUGAUGGACGUUCUUAAAAAUAAGAACCUAGAAGGUAAAGUCUCAACAUUGCAUAUUGCGAAUAACCUGACAUAAAAUUAUAAAACAUUUCCAAGAUGCUUCUCGAUUUUAACUGAGCUAAAUACCAACGGUCCUUAGAGGUUAUUUUUUUUAGUUGUAAAGUUAAAAGUCAGGUUUAUCAAUUAUUUAGAUUUUUCUCAUAGAGAGCCUUAUGUGCUAUUGGCUACAUGAAUAUUUCACAAAUCAAUUGGGCGAAAAUAAUCUCUUUGGCCCCUUUGCAUGGAUGUUAACAGAAAAUGAUUCAUGGACAUAUUUCACUGCAGAUGACGCGUUACUUAAGGAUGUCAUUACCCCUGGGUCGGAACUCUUAGAGAGGAUAUCACAAGAACUUAACCGAGAUGAUAACAUCGGCGUCAAAAACUAUAUACAUCUGGCCUGUAAGUUGGAAGUACCAGCUGACGUGCGUCGAGAGUUUGCUGAUAUCAAUGAAUGCAGGAAAAGUCCUACCAAAGAGGUCUUAGAAUGGGUGGCCGCUCGGUUCCCUGAAACAACGCUAAGUGACGUUGCAAAGGCACUUGAAGAGAUCCAGCGAAAGGACGCCAUACAGAUAAUAUCAAGGCAUUUUCCGGACAUAAUUGGUGAGUAA
Messenger RNA from Pocillopora meandrina, 1684 nucleotides. NCBI's taxonomy places the organism in Eukaryota, Metazoa, Cnidaria, Anthozoa, Scleractinia, Pocilloporidae. The record is from the annotation of a GenBank genome assembly.